AUGCCGGUAUCACCAUCUUUUGCAUCAAGCAUAGACUCAAUAAUGUCCCAUGAGACGAUGUCUUUACGAAGGAACCCUCCCUUUAUAGAUAAUCCAGAUAAAAUGCCAAAUCCAACUGCUUCGCCCAACGGCACCAUCCACCAUUUGAUAGAUCCAUCUCUGCCAUUAUUGUCCAGUACUACGUCGUCUUCACGUUCGACCCUCAGUUCUGCAUUGAACUCGCCUCCACCCCCACCAUUGACUACAUCAUACUCUUCUUAUAACUCAUCUGCAUGUCAGUCUAUUACGAGUUCGCCUACAGACAAUACGACCUUGGCACCUAAUUCCAAAUUUUACUUCGCUCAUAGUCUUUCCCCUACACCGCUGUCUUCCAACAGCUCGAGUCAUGUCAUUUUGCCACCCAUAUCCUCGUUCACCAACUUAAUCACCGUCGCAGAAAGAGAGUUCAAUGGCAGAUCAAACUCCUUACAUGCCAAUUUCACAUCACCCGUUCCAAGGACAGUACUGGAUCAUCACAGACAUGACCUCGCAUUUUGUAACCCCAACAAUACGACAGGCAUCAAGACAAUCACGCCCUCGCCACCAACUCAGCACCAGAAUAUAUUGCCAACUACAGUGGACAACGUACCGAGGUCAAAAUCAGUAUCCAGUCUACCAGUUGGUGGAUUCCCACCAUUGGUCGUCAAACAACAACAGCAACAGCAACUCAAUAGCAGUAGCGCCUCUGCCCUACCGUCUAUUCAUUCUCCAUUGAAUAACGAACAUACAAGCAAGUAUUCAUCGUCCCUAAAAGAUUCUGCCAAAAUAACGAAGCAAAGAAAGAAAAAGGAGUGUCCUAUUUGCCACAACUUCUACGCCAAUUUAUCUACUCAUAAAUCCACUCAUUUAACUCCUGAGGACAGACCGCAUAAGUGCCCCAUCUGCCAACGCGGCUUUGCCAGAAACAAUGAUCUGAUAAGGCACAAAAAGCGCCAUUGGAAGGAUGAAUUUAUGCAGAUAUAUGCAAGAGAGUCCGACAGCAAUAGCGGAGCUGACGAUGCAGAUGCCACCGCCCGCACCUCCGCAAACAGCGACGGUGACGACUCAAACGAUAAACUGACUGCUCCAUCCUCUUCCGAGGAAACAAAACUACUGAAAAAAAACCAAUUAAAAUCACUAUACAAGAUUAAAGGUGCAUUCAAAUGUCCUUACAAUUCUACUCUGAUCAAUUUGGACAUGGAGGUGUAUCCGCACAAGUCUAGAUCGCUCUAUUUUGAGCCAAUAAAUUGCCAUCAAACGGGCGUCUUUUCGCGCUGUGAUACUUUCAAGAAUCACCUGAAGGCUUUGCAUUUUGAGUACCCGCCCAAAACUAAAAAAGAAGAUAGAAGUAUUGUGCCGGGAAAGUGCAAGCAUUGUGGGCUGCAAUUUCCUAAUGUCGACGUCUGGCUAAACAAGCACGUAGGGAAAGGAUGUGGCUACGCAUACCAUUAA
Saccharomyces paradoxus is the source of this 1470-nucleotide messenger RNA. RefSeq names its product Stp4p (gene STP4). Gene Ontology annotation, biological process: regulation of transcription by RNA polymerase II. Lineage: Eukaryota; Fungi; Ascomycota; Saccharomycetes; Saccharomycetales; Saccharomycetaceae. The transcript has a single exon. Gene Ontology annotation, cellular component: nucleus. Gene Ontology annotation, molecular function: DNA-binding transcription factor activity, RNA polymerase II-specific; RNA polymerase II cis-regulatory region sequence-specific DNA binding. Bases 1 to 1470 code for a protein of 489 amino acids. The record is from RefSeq and is a predicted model, not a curated record.